This is a messenger RNA of Glycine soja, 1690 nucleotides long. Its product is annotated as WAT1-related protein At4g08290-like. Lineage: Eukaryota; Viridiplantae; Streptophyta; Magnoliopsida; Fabales; Fabaceae. The record is from RefSeq and is a predicted model, not a curated record. The transcript has 7 exons. Gene Ontology annotation, cellular component: plasma membrane. Gene Ontology annotation, molecular function: transmembrane transporter activity. The coding region runs from base 80 to 1258 and encodes 392 amino acids.
AGGUGUGUUCAUAAAAACGAACAACUACAUAGCAUUUAUUUUUCGCUCUUCUCUCUUCUAUUCAGCCACUGCUCACACCAUGAGUGCCGAGAAGAAGAAACUGAUUGGCAGAUUACGCCUAUUUUUCACUAAUGCAAAACCAUACCUCUUAAUGAUUGGCUUGCAAUUUGGCAUGGCUGGAAAUUACAUCUUCGGCAAGGAUGUUCUUAACCAUGGCAUGAGUCGUUUUGUGUUCAUUGUUUACCGAAAUGCUAUGGCCACCAUUGCUCUUGCCCCUUUUGCAUUCUUUAUUGAAAGGAAAAGUAGGCCUAAGAUGACACUUUCAGUCUUUCUACAGAUAAUAGUCCUUGGAUUCCUGGAGCCAGUUUUUAAUCAAAGCUUCAAUUACUUGGGGAUGAAGUAUACUUCGGCUUCAUUCACAUCUACUAUUGUGAACGCUGUGCCCUCUAUCACCUUUGUGCUUGCAGUCUUCGUCCGGUUGGAGCGUCUAAGACUUGCGGAGAUUCGGAGUCAAGCCAAAGUGAUUGGAACCAUAGUAACCUUUGGAGGUGCUUUGCUAAUGGCAAUUUACAAAGGUCCUGCAUUCGACCUUUUUCAUUCUGAAAGCACAACCCAUCAUGAAAGUGGAAGCACCUCCCCUCACAACAGCCACCAAACUGCUGGUGCUAUUUAUAUACUAAUGGGUUGUGUGGCUUUGUCGUCUUUCUACAUUUUGCAGUCUAUGACGGUAAAGAGAUACCCAGCGGAGCUAUCAUUGGCAACGUUGAUAUGCCUGGCGGGAACCGUGGAAGCGUCUGCAGUGGCAUUUGUGGCUGAACGUCACUCCCGAGCUUGGGCUGUUGGUUGGGAUUAUAGGCUCUAUGCUCCUUUUUACACGGGAGUAGUUAGUUCAGGAAUUGCAUACUAUGUUCAAGGGCUGGUGAUGAAACUAAGAGGCCCCGUAUUUGCAACAGCCUUCAAUCCUCUUUGCAUGAUCAUUGUUGCUGCUUUGGGCUCCCUUAUAUUAGGAGAACUGCUUCAUCUCGGAAGUAUUAUUGGAGGCAUUGUAAUCGCAGUGGGGCUUUACUCGGUUGUGUGGGGCAAAGCCAAGGAUUAUUCAGAACCCAAAUUACCAUCAGCAAAUGCAGAAGACACAAAAUCACUGCCAAUUACUGCAACUGAUGAUUCCAAAAUUGAUAUUAUUUAUGGGAAUUUAGAAAAACAACCAUCAACCAAUCAGAAAUUAGAGGAGACCAACAAAGUGGGGGACGAAAAUUAAAGAGUUGAAUGUUGUGAAGGUUUAAUUGACUAAUCAAUGAUUCCAAUGGUCCAUCCACAAUGUUUGGAGAGAGUGAAAGUGUCACGUGUGAACUACCAGGAAUGCAUUGCCUCAAGUCAAAUAUCAAUGUUUACAAAGAAUCUGAGUCUAGGCAACUUUAUUCCAGAGAUUAGGCCAUAUAGCUACCAAUAGUAUUCCUCUCUCUCUCUCUCUCUCUCUCUCUCUCUCUAUAUAUAUAUAUAUAUAUAUAUAUAUAUAUGUUGCAAUUAGUUUUGAACAAGCAAUUACCUACGUUCUGUUUGUUGUUAGAGUAGAUAAUGUAUUUCAUUACUUCUGUAACCUAUGUAUGAUUAAGGCAUACAGUAAGAAUUAGUUUGAAUGUUCUCUCUUUAAUACUCACGUGUGAUCACCACAAAAAUGGAAUUGUGCCAA